This is a messenger RNA of Gorilla gorilla gorilla (western lowland gorilla), 4440 nucleotides long. RefSeq names its product EPH receptor A6 (gene EPHA6). Lineage: Eukaryota; Metazoa; Chordata; Mammalia; Primates; Hominidae. The transcript has 18 exons. The record is from RefSeq and is a predicted model, not a curated record. Gene Ontology annotation, molecular function: ATP binding; protein binding; transmembrane-ephrin receptor activity. Gene Ontology annotation, biological process: axon guidance; ephrin receptor signaling pathway; protein phosphorylation. Gene Ontology annotation, cellular component: plasma membrane; dendrite. Bases 980 to 4378 code for a protein of 1132 amino acids.
CUGUGGAUGUGGCCACGCGCCACUCGGCCCUUGGACUGCUAGGAGAGCGUGGCCCGACGCCACCACGCCGUGGACGCUCGGGGACCCCUGAAUCCCAGCGUCAAGGCUGCGACGAUGCUCGUGACCUCCACCGCGAAGUCACCUCCGCAAGGCGACGCAAGGACCUCGGCGAGCCCGGGCGCCGUACACCCGCCACUUUCCAGCCUGAUGUAACCCCUCUCUGCUGCUUCCUCCCCGCGCUUUGCUUUCUACAACUGGAAGCCGCGGAGGCGGCUACUGCGCUGAGCCGCUCGCUCUGGUGGUCAAGUUUGGGCGACCCGCGCGGAGGAGGGUCGGGCUGACUGCCGCCGCUGAGCUGUCCCCGGACGGGAGCGCCUGUCCACGGCACUCACCCCCUCCAGCGGUAGAAAUGUGGAGAAGUAAGUGGGAGGCGGUGUCGGGAGCUGACUCCUCUUAAAACGGUCGGCGCCGCUGCUCUGAAAUGGGCGGCUAAGUGCUUGUGGGACUAAGGGCGGCCUCAGAGAUGCCCGGAAAACCGCUGCCACGGCCAGAGCGCGGCGCAGACGCGGCAGAGUUGGAGGUGUCCGCGGUGCGGGCCGCUGCCCACGCCGCUCAGGCCAGGUGCUGAGGGCUCAGUCCGCGCCUCGGCCGAACGACUCUCAGCCCCGUUGAGCCACCUCGUCCGCCCGGCUUCCAUCGCACCGGCCAGAGGAAAGUUCCCGCGGCCCUCACGCCUCUUCACAGCUGCAGCGCCUCCCCUGCUUUUGGCUCCGCAAGUGCCCACUUGAGUCGGGAGAGGUCCUCGGGCCGCCCCAACUGCCCGCCCCACCUGGCAGUCCGUCCCCGUCCCCGUCCUCGCGGUAAGGCGCUCCCCGCCCCCUCGCUCCCCUCCCCCAAACCACAGCCCGAGCUCGCUCUUGCGCGCGCGCUCUCUCGGGCCCAAGUGAAUAGUCCUCGCGCGAGCGGGACACUGUGGUGGAUGCAAUUCUCCUCGCCUCCAGCCGCGAGGAGCUCCCCGGCGCCGCAGGCAGCGUCCUCCUCCGAAGCAGCUGCACCUGCAACUGGGCAGCCUGGACCCUCGUGCCCUGUUCCCGGGACCUCGCGCAGGGGGCGCCCCGGGACACCCCCUGCGGGCCGGGUGGAGGAGGAAGAGGAGGAGGAGGAGGAGGAAGAAGACGUGGACAAGGACCCCCAUCCUACCCAGAACACCUGCCUGCGCUGCCGCCACUUCUCUUUAAGGGAGAGGAAAAGAGAGCCUAGGAGAACCAUGGGGGGCUGCGAAGUCCGGAAAUUUCUUUUGCAAUUUGGUUUCUUCUUGCCUCUGCUGACAGCGUGGCCAGGCGACUGCAGUCACGUCUCUAACAACCAAGUUGUGUUGCUUGAUACAACAACUGUGCUGGGAGAGCUAGGAUGGAAAACAUAUCCAUUAAAUGGGUGGGAUGCCAUCACUGAAAUGGAUGAACAUAAUAGGCCCAUUCACACAUACCAGGUAUGUAAUGUAAUGGAACCAAACCAAAACAACUGGCUUCGUACAAACUGGAUCUCCCGUGAUGCAGCUCAGAAAAUUUAUGUGGAAAUGAAAUUCACACUAAGGGAUUGUAACAGCAUCCCAUGGGUCUUGGGGACUUGCAAAGAAACGUUUAAUCUGUUUUAUAUGGAAUCAGAUGAGUCCCACGGAAUUAAAUUCAAGCCAAACCAGUAUACAAAGAUCGACACAAUUGCUGCUGAUGAGAGUUUUACCCAGAUGGACUUGGGUGAUCGCAUCCUCAAACUCAACACUGAAAUUCGUGAGGUGGGGCCUAUAGAAAGGAAAGGAUUUUAUCUGGCUUUUCAAGACAUUGGGGCGUGCAUUGCCCUGGUUUCAGUCCGUGUUUUCUACAAGAAAUGCCCCUUCACUGUUCGUAACUUGGCCAUGUUUCCUGAUACCAUUCCAAGGGUUGAUUCCUCCUCUUUGGUUGAAGUACGGGGUUCUUGUGUGAAGAGUGCUGAAGAGCGUGACACUCCUAAACUGUAUUGUGGAGCUGAUGGAGAUUGGCUGGUUCCUCUUGGAAGGUGCAUCUGCAGUACAGGAUAUGAAGAAAUUGAGGGUUCUUGCCAUGCUUGCAGACCAGGAUUCUAUAAAGCUUUUGCUGGGAACACAAAAUGUUCUAAAUGUCCUCCACACAGUUUAACAUACAUGGAAGCAACUUCUGUCUGUCAGUGUGAAAAGGGUUAUUUCCGAGCUGAAAAAGACCCACCUUCUAUGGCAUGUACCAGGCCACCUUCAGCUCCUAGGAAUGUGGUUUUUAACAUCAAUGAAACAGCCCUUAUUUUGGAAUGGAGCCCACCAAGUGACACAGGAGGGAGAAAAGAUCUCACAUACAGUGUAAUCUGUAAGAAAUGUGGCUUAGACACCAGCCAGUGUGAGGACUGUGGUGGAGGACUCCGCUUCAUCCCAAGACAUACAGGCCUGAUCAACAAUUCCGUGAUAGUACUUGACUUUGUGUCUCACGUGAAUUACACCUUUGAAAUAGAAGCAAUGAAUGGAGUUUCUGAGUUGAGUUUUUCUCCCAAGCCAUUCACAGCUGUUACAGUGACCACGGAUCAAGAUGCACCUUCCCUGAUAGGUGUGGUAAGGAAGGACUGGGCAUCCCAAAAUAGCAUUGCCCUAUCAUGGCAAGCACCUGCUUUUUCCAAUGGAGCCAUUCUGGACUACGAGAUCAAGUACUAUGAGAAAGAACAUGAGCAGCUGACCUACUCUUCCACAAGGUCCAAGGCCCCCAGUGUCAUCAUCACAGGUCUCAAGCCAGCCACCAAGUAUGUAUUUCACAUCCGAGUGAGAACUGCGACAGGAUACAGUGGCUACAGUCAGAAAUUUGAAUUUGAAACAGGAGAUGAAACUUCUGACAUGGCAGCAGAACAAGGACAGAUUCUCGUGAUAGCCACCGCCGCUGUUGGCGGAUUCACUCUCCUCGUCAUCCUCACUUUAUUCUUCUUGAUCACUGGAAGAUGUCAGUGGUACAUAAAAGCCAAGAUGAAGUCAGAAGAGAAGAGAAGAAACCACUUACAGAAUGGGCAUUUGCGCUUCCCAGGAAUUAAAACUUACAUUGAUCCAGAUACAUAUGAAGACCCAUCCCUAGCAGUCCAUGAAUUUGCAAAGGAGAUUGAUCCCUCAAGAAUUCGUAUUGAGAGAGUCAUUGGGGCAGGUGAAUUUGGAGAAGUCUGCAGUGGACGUUUGAAGACACCAGGGAAAAGAGAGAUCCCAGUUGCCAUUAAAACUUUGAAAGGUGGCCACAUGGAUCAGCAAAGAAGAGAUUUUCUAAGAGAAGCUAGUAUCAUGGGCCAGUUUGACCAUCCAAACAUCAUUCGCCUAGAAGGUGUUGUCACCAAAAGAUCCUUCCCGGCCAUUGGGGUGGAGGCGUUUUGCCCCAGCUUCCUGAGGGCAGGGUUUUUAAAUAGCAUCCAGGCCCCGCAUCCAGUGCCAGGGGGAGGAUCUUUGCCCCCCAGGAUUCCUGCUGGCAGACCAGUAAUGAUUGUGGUGGAAUAUAUGGAGAAUGGAUCCCUAGACUCCUUUUUGCGGAAGCAUGAUGGCCACUUCACAGUCAUCCAGUUGGUCGGAAUGCUCCGAGGCAUUGCAUCAGGCAUGAAGUAUCUUUCUGAUAUGGGUUAUGUUCAUCGAGACCUAGCGGCUCGGAAUAUACUGGUCAAUAGCAACUUAGUAUGCAAAGUUUCUGAUUUUGGUCUCUCCAGAGUGCUGGAAGAUGAUCCAGAGGCUGCUUAUACGACAACUGGUGGAAAAAUCCCCAUAAGGUGGACAGCCCCAGAAGCCAUCGCCUACAGAAAAUUCUCCUCAGCAAGUGAUGCAUGGAGCUAUGGCAUUGUCAUGUGGGAGGUCAUGUCCUAUGGAGAGAGACCUUAUUGGGAAAUGUCUAACCAAGAUGUCAUUCUGUCCAUUGAAGAAGGGUACAGACUUCCAGCUCCCAUGGGCUGUCCAGCAUCUCUACACCAACUGAUGCUCCAUUGCUGGCAGAAGGAGAGAAAUCAUAGACCAAAAUUUACUGACAUUGUCAGCUUCCUUGACAAACUGAUCCGAAAUCCCAGUGCCCUUCACACCCUGGUGGAGGACAUCCUUGUAAUGCCAGAGUCCCCUGGUGAAGUUCCGGAAUAUCCUUUGUUUGUCACAGUUGGUGACUGGCUAGAUUCUAUAAAGAUGGGGCAAUACAAGAAUAAUUUCGUGGCAGCAGGGUUUACAACAUUUGACCUGAUUUCAAGAAUGAGCAUUGAUGACAUUAGAAGAAUUGGAGUCAUACUUAUUGGACACCAGAGACGAAUAGUCAGCAGCAUACAGACUUUACGUUUACACAUGAUGCACAUACAGGAGAAGGGAUUUCAUGUAUGAAAGUACCACAAGCACCUGUGUUUUGUGCCUCAGCAUUUCUAAAAUGAACGAUAUCCUCUCUA